AAUCAUUUUCACUCAUUUCAUGAUUUUUGUGUGAUAUUUUUUUCUCCCUUGUCGAGCCGGCCUGCUGGACCUGCAAAAAAGCAAAAAAUAGAAACCAGUUUUCAGCGCUGAAAUGUUAAAUGGUCUCAGUAUCAAAUUAACGAAUGCUACGGAAAUCACCAAACAAACAACUGAGUACGAUUCUGCAGAUACGGUGCCCCCACAUUUGAUUCAACUCGGUCUGGGCACACUGAAGAAAAUGUCGGAUUUGAAUGAAGCACAGCGUUUGUUCAAGCCACAAUCGUCCAAAGACGAUAAGGGGAAGGAUGAAGAGCUUUUUGUUAAGCGGCCCGCUUUCAAUAGACGACAACGUAUGAAGAAGACCAUAAGUUCGGAGCAGGAGGUCAAAGACCUGAAAGAGUUGGACCAACAAGAAGAAGAGAGUCUAAGUAGAAAAUCGGCUGGAAAGCCAGCAACGGACGUGAAGAAAACUGGCAGAGCGGUAGUGAAAAUGUCCAGGCGUCAGAUGAUGUCCUACUCAAUGCCCGGAGCACGUCAAUUGUACAACUUUCUGAAGCAAUUCGCCUCGCAUCGUUGGGUGGCCUUUGAAUUCCUCGACUCCUAUAUUGAUGGUCCCAUAUUUGCCGCUCAAUACGAUACCGAGCGCUUCAUGCGUGAGUGCUGCCCCCAAGUGGAGACGCGGAUGCUGCCACGUCGCGCCUGGCAAUUGGUGCGUCGGCAUAUGGGAAAGGCGCGUCGCUUUUCAGUCGCCUUCAUCGCUCAGGAGCGCCUCGAAUUAGCACGGACCCGUCGCAUUUUACGCUUCCUGCAGCAACGUAACUUCGAGGAAUUCCAGGACACGGCACUGUUGGAACACUUGCCCAAGAUGAUACCUCUACCACUGGCCAAAGAUGCUCGCGUCACCAGCUAUGUGGCCAUGGCCACUGUGGGUAUUUGUGAUGGCCGUGUCAUGAGCUACGAUCAAAAUGACUCGAGCUAUCUGGUGAAGCUUCACAUUUGUGGCAACCCAACGGUCGUCAAUAUGCCCGACUAUCGCUUACAAGCUGUUGAUGAAUGCAAAGUCCUGAUGUUGUCCAACAUUGUGCAGGUGGUGAAUGGACAGCCCGAUGAGAGCGGCAUAUUGGAGAGGGAGCAGGGUAGCGAGGACCAGAACAGCCAGAGUACUGAGGGUGACUAUAGUAGGGAACUGCUUGGCGCGGUAGUGCAGCUCCGAAACUUAGUGGACGUCAAGCAGAAGACCGUGCUGGCCAUCGCCAAAAUGAACGAAAGUUAUGAAGCCAACUGGAAGCCAACACGUCGUGAGCCAAAGAAAACGCCUCAAAAUGAUAAAUUGCAGCGUGUCUUUGCCACGAAUAUGCUGACCUUGCAUCGCAUUAAUGGCGAAAUACUCGAACCACUCAAUGUGGUGCAGAACUUCUUCAAUGAAUACGAGAAGAAGCCAGCAGAUAGCAAACAUCUGGUGGGCAAUGCUCUGUAUAAGAAAUGUCGCUCCUUGGCCGAUCAUGAUCUCAAGUCGCUGAAGAAUGACUUGCGAGUAAAGUCGCCGAAUACUCUGCUCCUGUUGUUGAAUCUACAGAUUCUACUCUAUUUCUGCGCAGAACUGGGUUUUGAAAAUAACGACGAAGUGGAGACGAUGAUAAAUGAUUUUAUAGCCGAUAUGCUAAAACAUAUGCCCGCAAAGCUGGCUUCACUGUUCAAAGAGAUAGUUCAACCAGUGUUGCAGCCAUUCCGUCAGCGCAUUAUGUGUAAGACUAAUAGAGCUCAGUCUAAACAGCAGCAGGUGCCUCAACAGCUCAACCUGCCAACUUUGAACAAUGGCUGUCAACUGCAACAGCAGCUGCCCCAACAGUACACUGGAGCAAUGGCGGUUGAGGGGUGUCUACUGCAACCACCACCACCACCACAACCGACACCGCCACCGCCACCACAGCAGCAUCUGGAGCAGCCUCAACAGCAGUUCGAUGUGCCUAUGAUAACCGAGCAAGAAGAGGUGGUGCUGUAUUCCCCCAAUUUUGUUGUCUAAAUAAAGCUGCACAAUUAAGUGAA
Molecule: messenger RNA, 2046 nt
Organism: Scaptodrosophila lebanonensis
Lineage: Eukaryota; Metazoa; Arthropoda; Insecta; Diptera; Drosophilidae
Product: protein lin-9 homolog
Exons: 2
Coding region: 113-2023 (636 amino acids)
Biological process (GO): regulation of transcription by RNA polymerase II; DNA-templated transcription; regulation of cell cycle
Cellular component (GO): nucleoplasm; transcription repressor complex
Molecular function (GO): DNA binding
Source: RefSeq, a predicted model, not a curated record